Messenger RNA from Cyprinodon variegatus (sheepshead minnow), 6706 nucleotides. It is a transcript of the gene shroom3, whose product is annotated as protein Shroom3-like. Gene Ontology annotation, molecular function: actin filament binding. NCBI's taxonomy places the organism in Eukaryota, Metazoa, Chordata, Actinopteri, Cyprinodontiformes, Cyprinodontidae. The record is from RefSeq and is a predicted model, not a curated record. Bases 766 to 6552 code for a protein of 1928 amino acids. Gene Ontology annotation, cellular component: cortical actin cytoskeleton; apical plasma membrane; adherens junction. Gene Ontology annotation, biological process: actin filament organization. The transcript is spliced from 27 exons.
UGCAGAACCUCAGUCCAGGUUCCUGCCAUCUGACCUGGAGACUCGGAUCAGAUAUUCCAGGAUCCUGAACCUGGAAAGUGAAAGCAGCAGUCUGCAGGUCAGAGGGACGGAGGUUCCAGGAACUCUUCAGAUGUAAAAGCUUUUUAAUCUGACCUCCAAACAGCUGAUUUGGUUUCUAAACCAAUGCAACCAGCAGAAGCUGUAAUCUGGUUUUAAUCUGGUUCCAGUGUGAAAGCAAACCGAGUCCAGCUCUGCUGUGGAGGAUCGGAUUAGAAAGUCGCCCUUUGACUCUAACAUCCUUUUUUACUCCCAGCUGAUCUGCAUUCCUGCUCCGCCGUGUUUUCGGUUUCCUGCAGCUCGCUCGGCCUGUCCUCCUCAUGCCUCCUCCUCUCUGCACCUCCUCCUCCUCCUCCUGUCUUUUCUCUUUGCUCAGUGAGUCGCAGUAAAUCCUAUUGUGAUGCUAAACUGAUCUGGGCAGAGAGGGAAGGAGAGCAGAAGCUGCGGGUCUCAGUUGGAGCAGAUUCUCCUUCUUCUCCUCUCAAACUUUCGGGACUCCUUCCAGCCUCCAUCCGGCCUCCUGUUGGACUUUAACCGCCGCGGGAUCCGCGUCUAUCUGCGCGCGCGCCGGGAACGCGCCCUGCGGGGAGGACUGGACCCCCCCCCAUCUCUGUUUCUCUACAAUCCAGGAUUUGUAAAUGAGCAGCGAUGCACCUGUGAAGGAUCCGGGGUUCGCUUCAUUCUGGGUUCCAGCCCCGCAGGCCGGGCAUGGAGAGCCGCGGCCGGGCGGGGCUCCAGCCGGCGGGCGGAGGGGGAGGCGGCUGGGUGCUGGUGGAGGCCCGGCUGCAGGGGGGAGCUCCGUGGGGCUUCACGGUGCAGGGCGGCCUGGAGCACAGAGAGCCGCUCAUCAUAUCUAAGGUAGAGGAAGGCGGUAAGGCGGACAGCCUGGAGCAGCCUCUGUUGGUCGGGGAUGAGAUCAUCAUCAUUAAUGAGGUGGAGCUGAGCGGAUACCGACAGGAGGCCAUCGCUCUGAUCAAAGGCUCCUUCAUGACUCUGGAUCUCACCGUCCGCAGGGAGUUGGAUCCCGGAUACGUGGAGGAGUUUACAUCACCUGACUCCGUGGCUGCUCUCCUUCUCCCUUCACCUCCUCCUGCUCUCUGUUUCCAGUCCCCAUCACUGUCGCCUCCGCCACAACGGGAAACCCAGUCGUCCAAUCAGAACCGGCGAUGUUCAGCAGUCCAGCUACGCAUCAGAAACCGACGCAGUGAGCAGGCGUCUCGCCCUCAUUCCUGGCACUCCACGAAGCUCAGCGAAGGUCACCUGGACCUGGACCAGGGGAUGGUGGACUCGGUGAGCUCCUCCUGGCACCAGAGCUACCCCAGCAGUGCUUCAACCACUGACCUCUCGGGUGGCUUUGAUCCGGCGGGGGGCUACCUGAGGAAGAGCCCGGACCAGUACAGCUCCAGAGGCAGCAUGGAGAGCCUGGACCCCACCCAGUCCUCCCAUCAUCACCCAGCCGUUCAGCAGCAGCACCCGCUGGGCCACCGCAGCCACUCCGGGUCCCACCCGGCGUACUCCUCCUGCCAGCAGCUCUCCUCUGCCAGGUCCUCAAACAGCAUCGAUCACCUGCACAGCAAGCGGGACUCGGCCUACUCCUCCUUCUCUACCAGUUCCAGUAUUCCAGAGUACCUCGCCUCGGCGCCUUCGUUCAGUCCAGAGCGCUCCUAUUCUCUGGAGACCGUCCCUCAGAGGGGAGGGGGGAGUGCAGAGAUGCUGCAGGCUGACAUCCGUUACGUCCGGACGGUUUAUGACGCCCAGCAUGGUCUGUCUCAAGAGCAUGAGCUGAACUUGUCCAGAAGAUCGGGGCCAGGAAGGGAUCCUCAAGGUUCAGUUGGGGGGGUCUGCUACCGCGGUGCAAAUGGCAGCAAUGCCAGCAGCGGCGGCGGCGGCGUACCCGCUUCAAACCGACACAGUGUGGGACCCAUUUGGGGCCAGGCGGCCAGCCACAACUCCUACGAGAGCCUGAAGGGGGCCCCGGCUCCACCGAGGCGCAGCGACAGCUACGCCGCCAUCAGGAACCACGAGAGGCCGAACUCCUGGUCCAGUCUGGACCACGGCCGCUCGCUGCGGUCUCUGCAGAAAGGCUCCUGGCAUCACUCUAGCGGUCAAUUGGCUCCAGCAAAAGGAUCAUAUGGCGCUGAAGGGCAGCUCCACACUGUGAUGGAGAAGAGUCCAGAGAGCAGUCCCACCAUAAAGCCCAGACAGGGCGGAGGGUUCUCCCAGCCCCCGUCCCCAACCGAGCCCCUACCCUCCCCCCCGCCAAGCCGUCUUAUUCUUCCUGCCAGCGUAUACCCAGUUCCCCAGCCUGAGCCACAGUACGCCCAGAUACCAAGCUCAGGUCCAGGUCCUUCUGGGGUCUAUGUAGCCCUGACCAAGGAGAGUGGCCGGCAGCAGGGAGUCAGGAGCGAGGGGGUGAGGGAUGAACCAGCAUCAGCUGCAGAAAAUGGCCACCAAAGUAUAACUUCUUCAGCCUAUUCCCGCUCCUCCUAUUCCGGACCCAGCACUUCACAGCUCAGGUCUCGGGUUCCAGAGGCAGACAGUUGGCACCAGCAACCGGAGUCCGACAGCGACGCCCAGAGGCCGUAUGCAAAACCUACUGGAGGGGGAUCCGAGGGUCCGACUCGACCCCAAAAACCUUCCAGAAACUAUGGACCACUCAGCCAGAACUUCCAGGAAUCACUUUUAAGCCAGGAAGACCAACAAGAACAGAACCAUGAACUCAGGAUUAGCCCAGUCCACUCAGUCCCAGAUCUUAGAACCUUACCCUGCCAGGAGAGGAGUGACUCAAGAGACAAGACCCGACCAAGAGACCAGUCUGGUGUUCAUUCAGAACCAUCCGAAUCUUCAAGGGUUGCCCAGGGCCAGGUGCCCCCCACAGCCGGUCCUGGCUCAGCAGCUUCUCAGCACCAGCACUGGAAACACAGAGACUCGGACUUUGAGCAUCCUCUGACCCGCCUGGAGAUUGCUCUCGCUGAGGUCCAACGCUGCGCCAGCCCCAACAGUCAUGGCAGCAAUGGCACCAACAGCCCAGCCCGCAGUCUCUCCGUUCUGGAAAAAAUCAGUCACUUUGAGCGUCGGAAAGAGGGGGGGAAACAACGCAGCCACAGCAGCAACUCCUAUAGCAAAGCUCUACAUAUAGGGAUGACUGAAAAAGGUCGGAGUUCCCCCUGUGGAGCAGAGGACAUCAGAAAUAUGCUGGAGAGGAGCACGAAAGGGACCAAAACCCACAGGACGAUGAGUUACCGAGGAGCCAGCAAUGAAUUCAUGAGGAACAGGACUCCAGCUGAUCCUCUUUCAGCCCUGCAGAGAAGCCGCAGCAGCUUUCAGCUGGAUGGCUCAAAGGAAGGAGAAGUCAACAAGAACUCCCAUUGGCAGCAGGAACUCCAGGAGGUACCGGAUCCCCUGCAGGACACAUCCUCUAGCAGAUCUUGCAAGGAUUCUGUGAGAGCUACCCAGUGCACUUCCUCCAGACAGAGAGACCUAAGCUCCUCAAGUGGUCCUCAGCCUUUCCCCGUUCCUGCUAGGUACCACUCGCUGGAGAAAAAAGGUCCAAAAACCAAGCCCAAACCCCAGAGCAUUGCCAUUACCCAUCACCCACAAGUCACUUCCCCCCAUACGCCGAAGGAGAGGCAUGUGGUCAGCCCAGACAAUGGAGCCCAGAGUCCGCCACCCCUCCCCAGCGUUCCACCCGUUGGACCUCCUCCUUUGACAAGGAUUUGUGGCCGCAAACGUCUGACAGCGGACAAGAAGAAACGCUCCUACUCAGAACCCGAGAAUAUGAAUGAAGUUGGAGUUUCGGAUCCAGAAACGGCUGCCCUCUUCCGACGCGGAGGAGAAACUAGUGUAGCAGACCGACGGAAGAUGUUUGAACUUGCAGCAAGUCAUGUUGGUACUGGAGCUGUGUCGAGGUCUGAUCUACGGCAAGUUCGCCAAGACGCUCUGAUGGAGUACGUGGAGAGGAAGCGAGGAGUCAGGAGAGAAGAGGGGGGGCACAGGAGUGGACCAAGGCCACGCAGUGCGUUUUUCCAGCCUGAGCAGGGCUUCCACACAGACGCGUACAGCCUCUCCUCCAGCUCUAGCCUUCUCUCCGUCCAGGACAUCGGCCAAGAUCAGGGCAUCCUUUCUGAAGAGAGCUCGCUCUGCUCCACCCUUACUCUUGGAUCUGACCUGAGGAGCCUUCAAUCAAACCUUUUCUAUCCAGGCAGGGUGACGACUCCCAGACCUCCAGCUCAACCGAUUCCUGGUUCUCAUUCCAGCUCCAGUCUUGAUCUAAAUACCCAAAUCAUCCAAGAUCUGAAACCUGAAGAAGGAAUAAACAAUUACAGUCGGUCUUCGAGGAAAGAUUUGCACCGAGGCCAAGAAAGGCAAAACGCUGAACCACAACAGAAGCCUGGACUCUCUCCGAAACUCAACGAGGCUUUGCAGAGGGCCGGGUCAGGUCGCAGGUCUGGGAGGUCGGCCUCGGCUGAGGAUCUCCUGGAGCGUUUGGAGAAGCAACACUCACCCAAACACGCUCGCUCUCGCUCGUCUCCAACCACAGAGAAACCUGACCAGAACUUAUUUUCAGGAGAUGUCAAGAUGUUUGGUGUCUCCUUCUCUGAAUCUGGACGCUGUGCUCUGGCUGCAGACAGACCUGUGAACAUCCACGCAUCAGAGAGCCUUAAUCCUCCUCAGUCCUCCCAGCACAGGGACAGCGAUCUCCAGCCUGCAGCGUCUUCUCCAGACGUCUCUCACCCUCCCGUCAGUCGCAGGGAGCGACAGAGGAACGCGGAACGUGUCAAAGCCUACAGCACCUCCACCUUAGCAGCCUCUGUCGGCCUCCCCUGCCCCUUCUCUCCUGCUGAGCGUCAGCAGGAAGGUGGCGCUGCUGAGUGGAGAGCAGCUGAGAGGCUAAGCCAGGCCAACCUGGACUCCAUUUCUUUCCCGGAGGUCCAGCCGACCAGUGAUGGCGAACGAGGGAAAAACGCCGCCGGUGGAAACGGAGACAGACCGACGAGACACAGUCUGAGCGACGGCAGAAUGUUAGACGAAGCGUCGAGGGACGGACACCGAGGCAGAGCCCUCAGUUUGGACUUGAUAGGAAGUACUGCUGAAAACGGCAAACCAGUGUCACCAGUCACAUCGGCCCCGCCACCAUACACCAGUGGGAGCCCCACACCCUCCCAUCAGGUAGCCCAUCCACACCUGUCCUCUCUCAGGAUCUCUGAAUCCAGCCUCCUCGGAUACUUUGAGCAGCAGGAGCUGCAGACGUCAACGGGAAACCUUCAGGGGGAGUUUGAUGAGGUCUUCCUCCAAAAUCCUUCACCUCCUCCUCCCCCUCCCCCUCCUCUAACUCCACCCUUCAGGGACAUGGACAUCAUGGAGGACUUUCCUCCUCCCCCACCUCCUCCAGCUGAGAUGGAACCUGAAUAUCAGCCGUUACAGAGCUCUGACCCAGAGACCGUGAACAUCUCUGAACCGGCCCGGAGGUCCUCGGCUCAGUCCCCUCCUCCCUCAAAGCCGCAGCCGUCCAGCUCCGUCGGUACGUCCACCGACGCCGAGGACGUCUUCGUCUUUGAGUACGACCCGCUACCCAAGAGGGAGAAGACAGCAGAGGAGCUGAGAGUGGAGGCGCUGGCUCGUCAGCUGGUGUUGCAGGAGCGCUCUCUGGCGCCCCUGCUGGACACCUGGGGGGGUGAGAGCACUAUGAAGCUGAUGGAGGAGAUCUUUUCCAACAGCAGCCCGACUGCUGGAGCCCAGGAGGAGCAGAAAGGCGGUUCAUCCCGGAGUGAAAGGAUUCAGCCUGAUAUCUUUGAUGCAGACCAUCGGGGGGAGACCGAUGUGGAUGAGGAGAUGGACCUGAACACCAGGAAGGUGGAGCUCUGUGAGGCCCUGCAGAUCAACCUGGAGGCCCUGCAGCGUGAGAAGAAGGCUCUGUGUGAGGAGCAGAGGGGCCACCGGGCCCUUGGGGCCAACGUGGAGGCGCUGAUUCAGGAACAGCUCAAAACCAACGAGAAGGAGAAGUACAGCAUCUACAUUGGAGAUCUGGAGAGGAUCGUCAACCUGCUGCUGUCUCUGUGCAGCCGCCUGUCCAGAGUGGACAGCGCUUUGCUUUCUCUGGACAGAGAUGAGCUGAUGACGGAGGACGCUGCUGAGGAGAGGGACUCCCUUCAUCACAAACGUUCUCUGCUGCUCCGUCAAACCGAGGAUGCCCGGGAGCUGAAGGAGAACCUGGACCGGCGGCAGCGCGUGGUCAACGCCAUCCUGUCCGGCUACCUCACCGAAACGCAGCUGCAAGACUACCGCCGGUUUGUCAGCGCCAAACCCUCGCUUCUGAUUCGCCAGCGGCACCUCGAUGACCUCAUUCGACGGCGGGAGGAGCAGCUGAGCCGACUGACCGAGAGCCUUCCGGCGGAGCUGACUGAGGCUGGCGGCCGGACGCCAAGCUCAGCCCUGUGUCCCUCAACCCCAAGCCCCGCCCACUCCGUGAGGUCCACUGCUGUGACAUCACUGUGAUGUAAAGAGCAGAACCCUCCGACCUACAGUGUCAUUCUUAGAGGUUUUUAAAGGAUAGAUUCAAAUGAAUGAAUUUAUUAUCCCAUCCAGACCCCAGCUGUCCUUAAAGGGACCUCUUAGGACCCAGCUGUCCUUAAAGGGACAUCUGUCCUUA